CGAAAUGAACAGAUUCAGUACCACAAAUGUCAUGAAAAUUAUGCAGGAUCCAAUUAAGAAGGAGCCUAGAAUUGGAUUGUAGUCCAAGACCUGUAGCAUUAAUAAGGAAAGAGCUGUUCUUAGCCCAGGCAGGAGAGGACCACUACGGCUGCCGGAGCAGCUGGGUAGAGGACACAGAAACUGUUUAUUACAUGAGACAUGGAUGCGAUAUUUGGUAGAAAUAAAGAAGAACAUCCAGAGCCCAUAAAAGCUGAGGUGCAAGGUCAGUUGCCCGCUUGGUUGCAAGGGAUACUUCUCCGCAAUGGCCCAGGGAUUCACACAAUAGGGGACACCAAGUAUAACCACUGGUUUGAUGGCUUGGCUCUGCUGCACAGUUUUACAUUUAAAAAUGGUGAAGUUUACUACAGAAGUAAGUAUCUCCGAAGUGACACAUACAACUGCAAUAUAGAAGCAAACCGAAUUGUGGUGUCUGAAUUUGGAACUAUGGCUUAUCCAGAUCCAUGCAAAAACAUAUUUGCCAAGGCGUUCUCAUAUUUGUCUCACACCAUUCCUGAGUUCACAGACAACUGCCUGAUCAACAUCAUGAAAACUGGGGAUGAUUUUUAUGCUACCAGCGAGACCAACUUCAUCAGAAAAAUUAAUCCACAGACUCUGGAGACAUUAGAGAAGGUUGACUACAGCAAAUAUGUAGCUGUAAACAUGGCAACUUCUCACCCGCACUAUGACAGUGCUGGAAAUAUUCUCAACAUGGGUACUUCAAUAGUUGAUAAAGGGAAGACAAAAUACAUUUUAUUUAAGAUUCCUUCUUCUGUGCCAAAAAAAGAAAAGAAGAAAUCUUGUCUUAAACAUCUGGAAGUGGUAUGCUCCAUCCCUUCUCGCUCUCUGCUCCACCCAAGCUACUACCAUAGCUUUGGAAUCACAGAAAAUUACAUUAUCUUCAUAGAGCAGCCAUUCAAACUGGAUAUUGUCAAAAUGGCAACUGCUUACAUCCGAGGUGUGAACUGGGCUUCCUGCCUUGCCUAUCAUAAGGAAGAUAAGACUUGGUUUCACUUUGUAGACAAGAAGACUAAAAAGGAAGUAACCACCAAGUUUUAUACUGAUGCUAUGGUGCUUUUUCACCAUGUAAAUGCUUAUGAAGAGGAUGGCCACAUUAUUUUUGAUAUUAUUGCCUACACAGACAAUAGCUUAUAUGAUACGUUCUAUUUUAAAAACCUGAGUAAGGACACUGAAGAGAACAACAAGCUUACCUCCAUACCAACCUGCAAACGGUUUGUUGUUCCUCUACAGUAUGACAAGGAUGCUGAAGUAGGUUCUAAUUUAGUCACACUUCCAUCUACCUCAACUGCUGUAAAAGAGAAAGAUGGCAGCAUCUAUUGCCAACCUGAAAUACUAUGUGAAGCGAUAGAACUGCCUCGCAUCAACUAUGACUAUAAUGGCCAGAAAUACAAGUACAUCUUUGCAACAGAAGUCCAGUGGAGUCCAGUUCCUACACAGAUUGUAAAAUUUAAUAUCCAGACAAAGGAAAUGCUCUACUGGGGAGAGGACCGCUGUUGGCCAUCUGAGCCCAUUUUCGUUCCCAGCCCUGAUGCAAGAGAAGAGGAUGAUGGUGUUGUUCUAACCUGUGUUGUGACAUCUGAUCCAAAGCAAGCACCCUUCCUACUUGUUCUGGAUGCUAAAACAUUAAAAGAAUUGGGCCGAGCCACAGUAGAUGUAGAAAUGCAUCUGGACCUGCAUGGAAUGUUUAUACCAGAGAAAGAUUUGAAGACUGAGACUGAGACUGAGUAAAAUGCUAUUUAUCCUAUUACACAGACUGAGACAACCUUACACUGAGUGUGGGAUAACAUCAUUCAGGAACAACUUUACCUUAUGACAAGAAAUGACUAAAUAGUAUCUCUUCAAUAACUAUAUAUAAUCUCUUACAAGAGAUAGCAAUAACAAGGUUCAGCAUAGCACCUCUCCUUGUUGGCUCCUCUAGCGCUUGGAAAAGGAAGUUAUCAUCAGUGCAUCCCAGGAACCUCCUGGAUUGCUUAUGCCCUGCUGUGUUGUCCCUCCAACAGAUAUUGGGGUGGUUGAAGUCCCCCAUGAGGACCAGGGCUUGUGAACAUGAAGCUGCUCCUAUUUGUCUAUAGACGGCCUCAUCUGCUCAGUCUUCCUGGUCAGGUGGCCUGUAGCAGACCCCCAGUAUAAUGUCACCUGUCCCUGCCUUCCCUUUAUUCCUGACCCACAAGCUCUGGGGCAGCUCCUCACCCAUCCCCAGGCAGAGCUCCCUGCACUCCAGCUGGUGGUUGAUGUAGAGGGUGACACUGUCUAUGCUUUACUUGAGUAGAAUAUAGCUUUCUGAACAAAUCAAGGACUGUAUUUAUAGGGUGAUGUAUGGUAUGAGUCACAUAUGUCUUCAGGUCAUGUAGCUUUCCUGGACUGUUUCAAGACUACAGCUCAUGAUGAAAGUUGUCUCCUGCCAGAAAACCUCUUAUUAAACUAUCUGCUAUGAUACUAAUGAUUCAUGGUAAUGCAUUCUCUUGGUGCUUGCUUUCUUAAACCCCACCAGAACCAAAGCAUUACAUUAAGGUGCUACAACUUUCUAAUCUAGAACCUAAAAAACUUGCAUUGCUAAUAAUUUUGUGGUGUAUUUUUCCCUUUUAUGUUGAUGAAAACAAGUAACUUGAAAUAGAAUAUAUGGAAAUAGAAUAUGUUUUUUUGUAACAUUCAAUUAGACUUUAGUACUGUUCAAUUUUGCAUUUAAAUCAGUUUUCCUUGAGGAUAAUAUGUGACAUGACUUUUCAUGUAAUUAGAUUAUUAUGUUGUGUAAAAAAUAACCAGAAAUGUAGUAUUUAUUAAUAAUGCUACUAGUCUCUGCUAAUAACAGCAUGUGUAUGAAUGAGAGCAGUAUAUUUCUAGCAGAACUCAGAUGCACAUGUUCAACAAACUGUUUAGGUAAAAAUGUGAAAGACCUAAUUUAGACCUCAUACGAACUACACUGUAGCUGAAACUACAAGCUAUCGUUGCUAUAGCGAAGCAUUUGCUUUAUUGUUUGCUUAGAAGCAUCCAUGUUCUGACAUGGGUUUAUCAUUGCCUGUAACAGAUGCUUCCCAAUAAAAGCACACAACUCUCAUUCAUAGUCACAAUUAAAAAACAUGUUUCAACAUACAGUUCAAAUAUCAAGUAUACCGUGACAGUUUUUUGUUAUAGGAGUGGCAUUUCCUAAUCCUCGGAGUGUAUUUCUGUUUUCAGAUUUGGGGCAUUGAUUUUUCUUUAAAUGAGAGAUUUUUUUCCUUUGAAUUAUAUUUUCCUAUUGUAGCUACCUUUACUGUUGGAGGUGUCUUUACUGAUGGAGAAAAUUAGGUGUACAGCCAUCCAUUUUAGGAGUUCAUCUGAUCCGUACAUAUCACCACACUACUCAGGUAUCUCUCACUCUUUUAUAUAUGCACUCUUAUGGUGUCUCUGCUGCUCACUGUGUUUUACAGGUAUGAAAAAGAAUUAAAUAAUUGUCAUUUACUAUCUCCCCAUCACAUGAGAAUCUGGGCUUUGGUGACUUGUUCGUGAUUACGUAAGCUGUUUACGGCAGAGCAGGAACUGAACCAACACCAUCCACACUGCUUGUUCACUCUGCAACAGCUAUACCUCCCUUUCUCUGUUUAAGCCUUUGCAGUUUGUAAGUAUAAGGAAUAUAGUGGCUAUUUGUAAUGUAAAAAAAAAAAAAGUCACUGUGGUCAGAUCUAGAGUUAAAAUAAUGCAGUUUCGGGCAUUCAAAUGUUUAUAUAUUCCAUAAAAUGGAAAUAAACACUUCCGUAAAGCGUGUCUGCAGCAAUAAUCAUCUUUAGUGUUUUCAAGGCAUAUCACCUCUACUAUUUAAGAGAACUUUAUCUUCUAAAGAAGAAACUAAACUCCAUUUUUGUAAGUAAUAUGGAACUGGAAUAGAAGACUGAUUCCUGAUGUUGGCAAAGGACACCAGCUGUGAGAUUGUUUCUUUUAAUCUGAAAAAGUUUGGAUUUAACAAGUCUCCACAAAUAUCUCUGGAAUGAUAAAGUGGUAAUGAAUCAAAAGUCUAACCAUUAUCAUAGAUCUCCUUUCAAGAGUUUUUCUCCAGAAUUUCUUCUGUGGAAUUCAUAGUGUUAUGUUUUAAGUUGAUCAUGAGGUUGUGUACAGGAGGUACUUGGUUACUGAGGGGCUAACUUACUGGCAGAGAUGACCUGAUGGGGGAAUAUUAUUCAUCAUAGAAAAAAAAAAAAAAAAAAAGAUCUGUUGUCUGCAGUU
This is a messenger RNA of Tyto alba (common barn owl), 4254 nucleotides long. RefSeq names its product beta-carotene oxygenase 1 (gene BCO1). The coding region runs from base 199 to 1785 and encodes 528 amino acids. Gene Ontology annotation, molecular function: beta-carotene 15,15'-dioxygenase activity; carotenoid dioxygenase activity. The transcript has 12 exons. The record is from RefSeq and is a predicted model, not a curated record. NCBI's taxonomy places the organism in Eukaryota, Metazoa, Chordata, Aves, Strigiformes, Tytonidae. Gene Ontology annotation, biological process: retinal metabolic process; carotene catabolic process.